AUGGCCACAUCUUCCAACUCGUCGCGCCUUCAAUGGUUUUCUUCUCUCCAGAUCACGCAGGCCCCUGUCCCGACCGAGGACACAAAAUAUCAUCGUAAGACCUCCAUCAUCGCGACCAUCGGUCCUAAGGUGAACAGUGUCGAGAUGCUUACCAAGUUGAUUCUGCGCAUGAACUUUUCUCAUGGCUCGUACGAAUACCACCAAAGCGUCAUUGACAACACCCGGAAGGUGACUUCAUUGAUGCCUGAAGGUCGCCCCAUCGCCAUCGCUUUGGACACAAAAGGGCCCGAGAUUCGUACCGGUAACAUGAGGAACGAUGUCGAUAUCAAAAUUUCUGCCGGUCAUGAGUUCAUUGUUUCUACGGACCGCAAGUAUUAUGACAUUUGUGAUGACAAAGUGCUGUAUAUGGAUUAUGCCAAUUUGCCCAAAGUCACUGCUCCUGGGAAGUUGAUAUACGUGGACGAUGGUAUUCUCUCCCUUCUCGUCCUUUCCGUUGAUGGAACGAGUGUUCGCGUACGCGCCAUUAACAAUGGGACGCUCUCGUCCCACAAGGGCGUUAAUCUCCCCAAUACCGAUGUCGACCUUCCGGCCCUAUCUGAGAAAGACAAGGCCGAUCUUCGCUUUGGUGUCAAGAAUGGAGUCGACAUGGUCUUUGCCUCCUUCAUUCGCACUGGCAAAGACGUGAAAGAUAUACGAGAAGUCCUCGGUCCCGACGGUGCGAACAUAAAGAUCAUUGUUAAAAUUGAAAACUUGCAAGGCGUCGAGAACUUCGACGAAAUCCUGGCAGAGACUGAUGGUGUUAUGGUUGCUCGUGGUGAUCUUGGAAUCGAAAUUCCUCCUAGCCAGGUUUUCCUCGCUCAAAAAAUGAUGAUCUCCAAGUGUAAUAUUGCUGGCAAGCCUGUCAUCGUCGCCACUCAAAUGCUUGAUUCCAUGAUGCAAAACCCGAGGCCUACUCGUGCUGAAGUCAGCGAUGUAGCCAACGCUGUCCUCGACGGGUCUGACUGCGUCAUGCUUUCCGGCGAGAGUGCCAAGGGUGCCUACCCUAUCGAGUCGGUUUUGAUGAUGGCGGAGUGCUGCCUGCUAGCGGAGGCCAUGAUCUGCUAUCCUCCUCUCUAUGACGAGUUGAGGUUUGCAACAUCUCGCCCCACGGAGACCGUGGAGACAACUGCUGUUGCGGCCGUUGGUGCGGCACUGGAGCAGAAUGCCAGUGCUAUCAUUGUUUUGUCUACAAGUGGUAACACUGCGCGCCUUGUGUCUAAAUAUCGCCCUCCCGUGCCUAUCAUCACAGUGACGCGGAAUCAACAGACUGCUCGCCAGGUCCAUCUGUACCGAGGGUGUUACCCAUUCUGGUACCCCGAGCCGCGUGGUAUUGAAGCUCACCAAUGGCAGACCGAUGUGGACAACCGCAUCCGUUUCGGGCUGCGUAAUGCGCUGAAGCUGAACAUCAUCAAGACUGGUACUACUGUUGUUGCUUUGCAAGGUUGGAAGGGCGGACUUGGACACACGAACACCGUGCGGAUUCUGUCCGUUCCUACUGAUCCCGCCGAUUUGGAGUUGCAGCCUCUCGGUGUUUACUCACACUUCCUCUUUGUCACUGCUGGCCGGUUCGUUUCCUUUGCCGCAAGGCCUGGUUUUCGCAGGAUGUCAUCGUCGGUGUACUUCUCGCAAAACGGAAAUGGGUAUCCGGAAAGACGUUAUAGUGAUCUCCCGACGCACUCCCAUUCCACCGCUGUCCGGGAGAAAUGGCAAAGACACCACCACACUUCCUCCUGGCUCAUUCCUAUAUCCCUUCCUAUUCCUGGCGUGCGCACGCGUCGCCUAAGGGUUAUGACCCCCAACCCCGCUCGACUGCAUCAAUUCAGCGUCACUCGAUUUGGUCGAAGACGGGGUCCUUUGUUCCUAUGCAUUAGUGUCGUCGCCAUAGUCUUUACCGUUUUUGCGCUUCACAAGCGUUUUGCCACCCAAGAGAAGACGUGGCCUACGCUCACCACGGGGGAACCUCCGACGUUGGUCUAUCGACCGGAAGACUUGCAACGGAUAUGGGAGUGGGAAAUUGCAGCGGGACACUAUCCAAGUAGUCAUAAGCUCCCAAAGCCAAUUGGCUUCACUUCACCUCCCCUAAACCCUGCUCUCCCAGCUCGAAAGUCCGCCAUUAUGCCUGCCCGGUACAGGUCACCGACGGUGACCAACACCAUUGGGACUGGUUCGAAGCGUGUCUACUUAGAUGUCCAAGCCAAGCCGCCGAAUAUUGCGUAUCCUCCGAGACCGGUGCCCGGCAGUGUCGCGGACAUGGACGUGAUAAUGGAACACUGCGAUUAUUCUCAAAAGAAGUAUGUACGGGAUUGUCUCGAGGUCCUUCGCCUGGGUGCGGGUCUGGACACUUCAGGAAGGGUGCGAAGAGGAAAAAUGGACGAAUGGAAAUACAUCUACCUGGAAGACGGUGUCCCGGAUAACGUUACGGAACCCGACGCCAUGCUGAAACCCAACUAUGCUUCGAAGGCGCAGGGAGACUUGGACAUCUCCCCGGACUUUGCGAAGAAGCGUGGUGUUGAAUGGGAGCCUCACGUACAUUUCCCCGCACCUCCCCAAUAUCGACUCUUCAAGGAUCUGCCCACACCUUGUGAUGAUGAAAAUCCUCGAAUCUUUCAUAUGUUCUGGACGGGCCCCUUCACCGACAAACCCUACCUCGCGCUGCUGUCUUAUCUAUUCACUCAGAACGUUGGUUUGCACCUUGACGAUGAUCAUCAGGAUCCUCACGUUUGUCGACCUAAAUUUUGGCUUUGGAUCAACCCUGGUCCCGCUGCUGCGGUUCCUAAUCCGAACGCGAUUAGGGAUAUGUUCGACGACCUCAAAAAUAACCCUUGGGCAUCACCCUUCUUGCACCCACGAUUCAAGGAUGUAAUCCAGUUCAAGCUAUGGAACACAACAGAACAACUUGAUAAUAUACCGGAGCUGAAAGAUGAAUGGAGGUCUCUACGAGACAGCCUCUUUAAUUCCGGUGGCUAUGUCGAAAAACUCCCGCCCAAUGCUAAUUCCGAGGGCAGCACAAAGACUGGAACAAACUCGAGCGCGAAUUACGAAAAUGAAUCUACCGUGGCCUCCAAUGCUGCGCCGACAUCCGAAGACGAAAAAGUGUACCGCGUCGGUUCGAAGUCGGCUUCGUCGUACGAUCGUCUCUCUGUAAUAUUGUCAGACAUGGCCCGUUUCAUAGUGUGCCACCGGUUUGGAGGUAUCUACCUCGAUGCUGACACACUCCUAUUACGCGACUGGGAGGAGCUAUGGGGUUGGAGAGGCGCAUUCGCGUACAGGUGGUCUCGCUUGGAGAAGUACAACACGGCCGUCUUGCGCAUGAACAAGGGUUCUGCUCUAGGGACAUUCCUCUUCCGUACCGCUCUCAAGAAUGGAUUAGACUUCCAUCCCAUGACUGUGUCAAAAUACACGAAAGACGCCUACUUGGAAGGCUUGCUUCUUCGCUUACCUGACGCACUCUUUGAUUCUGCUUGGUUGAGUACUGAGUACUUCCAGCGGGAUCGUCCACCUCAACCUUUCUUCUAUCAAUUUGAAGAUUUCUUUGAUACCCCCCGAGAGACCGGUGCUGCUCCUGCCGCCCUAGGCUUUGACGGCUUUUUCAAGGGUGCUUUCUCUUAUCAUUUCCACAACUUCUGGUGGAGACCGUUCGAUCCUGUGCGUAAUUGGCCUGAUCUCGGUGAGAGAUUCAUCGCCGGCGAGCGCAUUGCACGAGCCGCUAUCGCUUCGGAGGCAGGUACUCCGUUUGUUGAGGAAGAGGACCUUGUGGCAAAUGACAAACGCGAUCUUGAUUGGGCUGCCGUCAUGAAGAGAACGUUUGAAGCCUACAUUCGAGGAGAGAGUCCGAACAUGUAUGGGGAGUGGUUGAAGUGGUAA
Molecule: messenger RNA, 3903 nt
Organism: Fibroporia radiculosa
Lineage: Eukaryota; Fungi; Basidiomycota; Agaricomycetes; Polyporales; Fibroporiaceae
Exons: 19
Coding region: 1-3903 (1300 amino acids)
Biological process (GO): glycolytic process
Cellular component (GO): cytoplasm
Molecular function (GO): magnesium ion binding; pyruvate kinase activity; potassium ion binding
Source: RefSeq, a predicted model, not a curated record